Molecule: messenger RNA, 803 nt
Organism: Leucoraja erinaceus (little skate)
Lineage: Eukaryota; Metazoa; Chordata; Chondrichthyes; Rajiformes; Rajidae
Product: prickle-like protein 2
Exons: 4
Coding region: 31-663 (210 amino acids)
Molecular function (GO): zinc ion binding
Source: RefSeq, a predicted model, not a curated record
UUGGUCUUGUGGUGAACAAAGGUCAGGACCAUGUCUGUCCUCACUGCCAGGGCUGCAGACAACACCAAGGUGGUCGGCAAGAUGGGCUUUGAGUUCCAGCAGAACGCACCGUCUGACAAUGACUCGGGCUGCUCUCUGGAGGAAUACGCCUGGGUCCCACCGGGACUCAAGCCCGAGCAGGUUCACCAGUAUUUCCGCUGUUUACCGGAGGAGAACAUCCCGUACGUCAACAGCAUUGGGGAGAAAUUCCGCGUCAAACAGCUCCUGUACCAGCUGCCGCCACACGACAAUGACGAGAAGUAUUGCCAGUCUCUGGGUGAAGAGGAGAAGAUGGAACUGCGACUGUUCAGCGGGCAGCGCAAGAGAGAGGCCCUGGGCCGAGGAAUCGUCCAAGUCUUCCCGCUGACCGCGUCCGGAGCGCUGUGCGAGAAGUGUGGACUGGCCAUGAGUGGCGGUGACGUGGGCAUCUUUGCCCAGCGGGCGGGCGGAGGCACCUGUUGGCACCCGCACUGCUUCAGCUGCCACACCUGCCAGCACCUCCUGGUCGACCUCAUCUACUUCCACCAGCACGGCAAAGUCUACUGCGGCCGGCACCAUGCCGACCUCUUCAAACCCCGCUGCGCCUCGUGUGACCAGGUUAGUGGACAGCCGACACACUUAUAACCAUAUAACCAUAUAACAAUUACAGCACGGAAACAGGCCAUCUCGACCCUUCCAGUCCGUGCCGAACACAUAAUCUCCCCUAGUCCCAUAUACCUGCGCUCAGACCAUAACCCUCCAUUCCCUUCCCAUCCAUAUAACUA